AUGGUCCCUGCCUGGCUGUGGCUGCUCUGCCUCUCUGUACCCCAGGUUCUUCUCAAGGCUCAACCUACAGAGCUGUAUGUGGAAGUCCCAGAAAACUAUGGUGGAAAUUUCCCUUUGUACCUGACCAAGCUGCCGCUGCACCAUGAGGAGACCGAGGGCCAGAUUGUGCUGUCGGGGGACUCGGGCAUGGUGGCUGAAGGCCCCUUUGCUGUGGAUCCAGAGUCUGGCUUCCUCCUGGUGACCAGAGCCCUGGACCGAGAGGAGCAGGCAGAGUACCGGCUGCAGGUGACCCUGGAGACUGAGGAUGGACGUGUCCUGGGGGGUCCGCAGCCUGUGCUCGUGCGUGUGAAGGAUGAGAACGACCAGGUGCCCCAUUUCUCCCAGGCCAUCUACAGAGCUCAGCUGAGCCAGGGCACCAGGCCUGGCACUCCCUUCUUCUUCCUUGAGGCUUCGGAUGGGGACGAGCCAGGCACAGCCAACUCAGAUCUACGAUUCCACAUCCUGAGCCAGGUCCCGGCCCAGCCUUCCCCAGACAUGUUCCAGCUGGAGCCCCAGCUGGGGGCUCUGGCCCUCAGCCCCAAGGGGAGCACCAGCCUAGACCACACCCUGGAGGGGCACUACCAGCUGUUGGUACAGGUCAAGGACCUGGGCGACCAGGCCUCAGGCCACCAGGCAACAGCCACCAUAGAUGUCUCCAUAGUAGAGAACACCUGGGUGCCCCUAGAGCCCAUCCACCUGGCAGAGGAUCUCGAAGUCCCAUACCCGCACCUCAUUGCCCAGGUACACUGGAGUGGAGGGGAUGUAUGUUACCAUCUGGAGAGCCAGCCCCCUGGACCCUUUGAUGCAGACACAGAAGGGAAACUCUAUGUGACCAGGGGGCUGGACCGAGAAUCCCAGGCUGAGUACCUGCUCCAGGUGUGGGCUCAGAAUACCCGCGGCGAGGACUACGCAGAACCUCUGGAGCUGCAGGUGGUGGUGACAGAUGAGAAUGACAAUGCACCUGUCUGCCCUCCACGUGGCCCCCCAAUCAGCAUCCCUGAGCUUAGCCCCCCAGGCACAGAGAUAACUAGACUGUCAGCAGAGGAUGCGGAUGCCCCUGGCUCCCCUAAUGCCCACCUUGUGUAUAGACUGCUGAUUCCUGAGCCUGAGGGGAGAGCCUUUGAGUUGGAUCCCACCUCGGGCAGCAUAACACUGGGGGCUGCCCCGCUCCAAGCUGGCCAGAAUUUCCUGCUCCAGGUGCUGGCUGUUGACCUGGCAGGAGCAGAGGGCGGCCUCAGCAGCACGUGUGAGGUCGCUGUCUUGAUCACAGACAUCAAUGACCACGCCCCUGAGUUCACCACCUCCCAGAUUGGGCCCAUAAGCCUCCCUGAGGACACGGAGCCCGGGACUCUGGUGGCCACACUCAUGGCCACUGAUGCUGACCUUGAGCCUGCUUUCCGUGUCAUGGACUUUGCCAUCGAGGCAGGGGAUGUGGAGAGGACCUUUGGUCUUGAUUGGGAGCCAGACACUGGUCAUGCCCAACUCUGGCUCCGCAAGAACCUCAGCUAUGAGGCAGCUCCAAGCUACAAGUUGGUGGUGGUGGUGCGAAGUGUGGUGGAUCUGGUGGGGCCAGACCCAGGCCCAGGAUCCACGGCCACAGUGACUGUGCUAGUGGAGAGGGUGGUGCCACCCCCGAAGCUGGACCAGGACAGCUAUGAGGCCAGUGUCCCGGUCAGCACCCCAGCCGGCUCCCUCCUGUUGACCAUCCAGCCCUCAGACCCCAUGAGCAGCCUUCUCAGGUUCUCCCUGGUCAAUGACUCAGAGGGCUGGCUCUGCAUUGAAGAGGGCUCCGGGGAGGUGCACACAGCCCGGCCCCUGCAGGGCGCCCAGCCCGGGGACACGUACACAGUGCUUGUGGAGGCCCAGGACGCAGAUGAGCCAGGACUGAGUGCCUCUCUGACCCUAAAGCUCCACUUCCUGAAGGCUCAGCCAGUCCCAACCCUGCUUCCCGCCCUUGUGCCUGCCCAACACCUCUGCACACCCCGCCAGAGCCGUGGCGUGGUCAUCAGUGGAGCCAGUGGAAACUCCGACCUGGCCAGUGGGCAGGGUCCCUAUAGCUUUGCCCUUGGUCCCAACCCCACGGUGCAGCGAGAUUGGCGCCUCCAGGCCCUCAAUGAUUCCCAUGCCUACCUUACGCUGGCCCUGCAUUGGGUGGAACCACAGGAACACGUAGUCCCUGUAGUUGUCAGCCACAAUGACCAGAUGUGGCAGCUCCUGGUCCGAGUGGUCGUGUGUCGGUGCAACGUGGAGGGGCAAUGCCUGCGCAAGGUGGGCCGCUUGAAGGGCAUGCCCACGAAGCUGUCGGCAGUGGGGAUCCUUGUGGGUACCCUCGCAGCGAUAGGCUUCUUCCUCAUCCUCAUCUUCACCCACUUGGCCCUGUCGAGGAAGAAGGACCUGGAUCAGCCAGCGGACAGUGUGCCCCUGAGGGCGGCAGUCUGA
Trichechus manatus latirostris (Florida manatee) is the source of this 2478-nucleotide messenger RNA. It is a transcript of the gene CDH16, whose product is annotated as cadherin 16. Lineage: Eukaryota; Metazoa; Chordata; Mammalia; Sirenia; Trichechidae. Gene Ontology annotation, molecular function: cadherin binding; calcium ion binding. The coding region runs from base 1 to 2478 and encodes 825 amino acids. The transcript has 17 exons. Gene Ontology annotation, biological process: cell-cell adhesion mediated by cadherin; calcium-dependent cell-cell adhesion; cell morphogenesis. The record is from RefSeq and is a predicted model, not a curated record. Gene Ontology annotation, cellular component: plasma membrane; adherens junction; catenin complex.